This is a messenger RNA of Colletes gigas, 3295 nucleotides long. Its product is annotated as glucose dehydrogenase [FAD, quinone]-like. Gene Ontology annotation, molecular function: flavin adenine dinucleotide binding; ecdysone oxidase activity. The coding region runs from base 568 to 2442 and encodes 624 amino acids. Lineage: Eukaryota; Metazoa; Arthropoda; Insecta; Hymenoptera; Colletidae. The transcript is spliced from 3 exons. The record is from RefSeq and is a predicted model, not a curated record.
ACAAAUCUGUAGAUCAGAGGUGUUAUUUAUUAGUUGUCGAAUAUUCGUGCGAUUCGAUGAGGAAUUAUUUAUCGACAAUGGACUGGAAAUUUGGCCACAUAUUGAACGAAAUUAAAGCAAUGUCCAACAUUCUAUUACAGGCAACGAACGGGCUUAACUGUAAUAUUUAUCUCUCAAACGAUAAUAUUUGACACGAAAGAUACAUACGUGAAUUAUCAUUGCCAAUUUUCGUCUGCCGUCUUCAUACAGAAUUUGGAGUAAGAUUAUUGUGUGUACAGCCCCCACCAAGUGUUCUGGUUAUCCCACUCUAAGGAAGUAUCACCCUACUCCGCGACUUGAAGAUAACAUUAUAAACGUCCGAACAACUCUAAAAACUGGUCUCACACCGCUAUAUAAUCUAUUCUCUGUUCUGUUCUACUCUCAGACACGUUAAUAAUCAUUAUUGUAUCAAUUAUUGAGACAAUCAUUAUUCAUAAUCGUAGUUAAGCCUCUCAGUGCAGUUGUCGAAUUCAUCUUGGAGGAUAUAAUUGAUCAAAUUUACACCGAAUCUAGUUCGAAAAUCUCGCAAUGGAAGCGUGUAUGACAGCAAGCUGUCAUGCUGCACUGUCGCCAAACCCAGGUGUAAUUUUCUCCAGCUUUGUGCAAGCGAUUUUAGCGUCACAAUGCGCUUUAGGGGACACUGUCUAUCCAGCGGAUCGUACAGACGAGAUUUUAAAAUCGAACGUAGAAUUCGACUUCGUGAUCGCGGGUGCUGGAACCGCGGGUUCCGUUCUGGCCCACAGAUUAACGGAAGUGCCAAAUUGGAACGUUUUACUGAUAGAGGCUGGGGAGGAUCCUAGGCCCGAAACCAACGUUCCUGGUCUCAUGCUGAAUAAUAUCGAUGGACCUCAGGACUACGCGUACAUGACUGAACCACAAGAAGGCAUUUACCUUGGCCAGAAGGGCAAACGAAGCAAAUGGACGAGGGGCAAGGCGUUAGGCGGCAGUUCCGUCCUGAACGCCAUGAUCCACGUCCAUGGGAACGAGAAGGAUUACAACGAAUGGUCGAGCCUGGGCAACGAAGGAUGGGCUUACGAGAAAGUGUUGCCUUACUUCAAAAAGUCUCUGAAAUGUACGAACGAACAAAUAGAGAAAUUGGGUGAUAGGUACUGUGGAACCCAAGGGCCGAUGACGUUGAGAAAUUACAAUAACACUUUCUGGAGCGUGGAUGAUAGCGUCUUGGACGCUGCACGGGAAAUAGGACUAGGUGUUUUGGAACCCGUGAUCGGUGAUCGUUUUAUUGGCUUUGGAAGAUCUAUGGGCACGCUCGAUAACUCGCGACGCGUAAACGCAGCUAAAGCUUUUCUGUCUCCUAUCAGAGACAGGAAGAACUUGUACGUGUUGAAGUCCGCCAGAGUGGAGAAGGUUCUGGUGUUCAAUUCCCAAGCGACUGGCGUUCGAGUCACCCUGAGGGACGGUCAAUCGAUCAACAUAAAAGCAUCGAAAGAAGUGAUCCUAUCCGCGGGGAGUAUCGGCAGUCCUCAAUUGAUGAUGCUCUCGGGUAUAGGGCCAAAGGAACACCUACAGCAGAUGGGAAUACCUACACUGGCUGAUCUACCGGUUGGCAAGAACCUUCAGGAUCAUUUAGGCUGGUUUGGGUUGCACGUAAGUUACGUCAACGAAACGGCCACCCCUCCAUCCCCCACGUUCCUAUUGGACGGCGUUUACGACUAUCUGCUGCACAACAAAGGGCUUCUGGCAACGUUCCCGUUCGAUCUUUUGGGUUUUGUCAACGUCCACGAACCGACAUCGAAGUACCCUGACAUCCAGUUCCAUGUAUCCGCCUUCCCACAGUUCAACCCCGUCAUGGUGAGUAACCUUCUCAAAAUGUUCAAUUUCCAAGACGAAAUUGUAGAAGAAAUAACGAAAACGAUCAUGGAUACCAGCUUGCUGACGUUCUCUUCGGUUUUACUGAAUCCUGAGAGUCGAGGUUUGCUCGAAUUGCGCAGCAGGAAUCCAACGGAUCCCGUCAAGAUCUACGCGAAUUAUUUGACCGAAGAGAAAGACUUGCAAACGUUGAUCAAGUCCGUCGAUGUGGUUAAGUCUCUGUUGAAGACAGAGGCGUUCAAAAAGCACAAGAUGGAAUUGCGACCCGUCGAUACUUCUGGUUGUCGACACACGAAACCGGAUUCCAUGGAAUAUUGGGAAUGCAACAUUAGGCACAUGUCUACCACGUUGUUCCAUCCCGUUGGAACGGCUAAAAUGGGCCCACAUGGCGAUCCUACGGCAGUUGUCGACUCUAGAUUAAGAGUACACGGUGUUCAGGGACUGAGAGUGAUCGAUGGUUCGAUCAUGCCGACCAUCGUCAGUGGGAACACUAACGCGCCGAUUAUGAUGAUCGCGGAGAAAGGAGCAGACAUGGUUAAGGAGGACUGGUCGAUAAAUAUUCACGAGGAAUUGUAAAGGUUAACAAGGAAGAAUCUGUACUGGAUUUUAUUUUCAAUUUUUUUUUUUUUUGAAUUAAUAAUUUACAAAACUUCAAACGUGUUCGUUAUUCCUUAUCUUAUAAUAACAGUGUGAUCAUUCUUUAAAGAAUAAUGUACAAAGGAGAUUGAUGAAAUGACGAAGGAUAAUGUAUAAUAUUAUGUAAUUAUAAUUGUUUAUAUUUUUAAAUGUUUUUGGUUGCUGUCGCGUCCUACAAUGUCCCUCGUUUCUUCCAAAAUGAGAUUUACUGCGACGAUUACCCAUAGUCACGGUUAUCGACAUAGUAAAUUACACCAUAGGUAAAGUACCGACCUGGUAAAAUUGUCACUAGCCAAUCUAGGAGAAAGUAACUAGACACGGUGUCGAGCAAGAUUCCCUCUCCAUCAGGCAAUUUUAAAUGACUGAAACCUUUUAUUUAAAAGUAUGGGGCUUGAAAAUCUAAUCACCGUGGUCUGGGUUAAAAGAAAAAAAUUAAUAGACAAAGAAUCUAAAUUAUACUAGUAAAGAGAGAUAAACUCUUGUUGCUAUUACCACGUAAGAAAGGGACGGUGUUAGUAUGAUAUGUUAAAACUAUACAGAUCUAAAUUUUUACCAAUAGCCACUCUAAUCUUCGAGGAAGUAGGUUUCCCUGUAAUUGUUGCAUAUUCGAUGGAGAAUGUAAAACACUAGAACAACGGAAUGUUGGCGCUCGUUUCACAAGUCUGCAAUUUUCGAAGAAUUCCACGCCAUUUGUGCGCAUGAAAUUCAUUCGUAAAAUUUAAGGAGCAAUGAUAAUGACAGCAAAAAUUGAACAAGCAACGAAAAGUAAAAGUAUUAUGGAGCCGAAACUUUG